Messenger RNA from Lates calcarifer (barramundi perch), 6068 nucleotides. It is a transcript of the gene esrrgb, whose product is annotated as estrogen-related receptor gamma b. NCBI's taxonomy places the organism in Eukaryota, Metazoa, Chordata, Actinopteri, Centropomidae. The coding region runs from base 457 to 1827 and encodes 456 amino acids. Gene Ontology annotation, cellular component: nucleus. Gene Ontology annotation, biological process: regulation of DNA-templated transcription. The transcript is spliced from 7 exons. The record is from RefSeq and is a predicted model, not a curated record. Gene Ontology annotation, molecular function: zinc ion binding; DNA-binding transcription factor activity; steroid binding.
CAGCCUGAGUGCGCUCUCGGCACUGCUGCUCUCCAUCCAUCUAUCUCAUGUCUUUUAUUCUCUCUUUCUCUAUCCAUCACUUCCCCUGAUUUUUACUCUCUCUCCUCUGUACACUUCCUGUUUUCUCUUUUCGUCUCUACCUCAGGUUCUUUUUCCUCUCCCCUCUCUAUAUCAUCACUAAACCCACUCUUCUCCUCUCCACACACACUCUUGAGCCUGAGUGUGCAGCACCUGUGCAGACUGGAGUUUGUCGGGCCGAGGCAGAAGGUUUUUUUUAAUUCUUAUUUUUGUGUCUGUGCAUCAGAGGAGGGAGGGGAGACAACACCCAGGAACACCUGAUCAACAUUUCAUCAAGAUAUGAGGAGACUUAGGAACUGAUCUCCUCCUUCAGCUUUUCCCAAGCUGUUUGUUUUAUCUGUUUUUCAUUGCAACACCUGGAAUGCUUAACGUGGACUGAUGGAUGUUUCCGAACUGUGCAUCCCUGACCCUCUCUGCUACCACAACCAGUUGCUACCCAGAAUGCCCUCUGAGGACCGACACCUAUCCUCAAGCUGUGGUUCUUACGUCAAAACCGAGCCCUCCAGUCCCUCCUCCUCACUAGUCGACACCGGCAGCCACCACAGUCCCAGCGGCAACUCUGACGCCAGCGGCGGCUACGUCAACGGCAGCGGUGGGCGUUCGCACACCCUGGACUCCCCACCAAUGUUCAACCCAAGCAUGCUCGGGGGUGGUGGCGCCUGCUUACGCCGCUACGAGGAGUGCUCCGGCAGCAUGGUGGAUGACUCGCCAAUCAAGUGCGAGUACAUGCUCAAUGCCAUUCCCAAGAGGCUGUGCCUGGUGUGUGGCGACAUUGCCUCAGGGUACCACUAUGGGGUGGCCUCCUGUGAGGCCUGCAAAGCCUUUUUCAAAAGGACAAUACAAGGAAAUAUUGAGUACAGUUGUCCGGCCACCAAUGAGUGUGAAAUCACCAAAAGGAGACGCAAGUCAUGCCAGGCCUGCCGCUUCAUGAAAUGUCUUAAAGUCGGCAUGUUGAAAGAAGGUGUACGUCUGGACCGGGUGAGAGGGGGGCGACAGAAGUACAAACGGAGGUUGGACGCAGAGAACAGCGCCUACCUCGGCCUCACCAUCCCCCCUCCAGCCAAAAAACCACUGACAAAGAUUGUUUCCCAUCUGCUGGUGGUGGAGCCAGAGAAGAUCUAUGCCAUGCCUGACCCCACCAUGCCUGACGGCGACAUCAAGGCCCUGACCACGCUGUGCGACCUGGCCGACCGCGAGCUGGUGGUCAUCAUCGGCUGGGCCAAACAUAUCCCAGGUUUUUCCACUCUCUCGCUGGCAGACCAGAUGAGUCUACUGCAGAGCGCCUGGAUGGAGAUCCUGGUGCUGAGCAUCGUGUUUCGCUCACUGCCCUGCGAGGAUGAGAUUGUGUACGCCGAGGACUACAUGGUGGACGAGGAGCAGGCGAGAAUCUCGGGCUUGCUGGACCUGCACGUCGCCAUCCUGCCGCUGGUCAGACGCUACAAGAAGCUGCGCAUGGAGAAGGAGGAGUUUGUCACACUCAAAGCCAUCGCCCUCGCCAACUCAGACUCCAUGCACAUAGAGAACAUCGAGGCCGUCCAAAGGCUCCAGGAUUCUCUCCAUGAGGCCCUGCAGGACUUUGAGGGCUCCCAGCACCCAGAGGACCCCAGGCGAGCGGGCAAGCUCCUAAUGACCCUGCCCCUGCUCCGUCAGACCGCCACCAAGGCAGUGCAGCACUUCUACAGCAUCAAAAUGCAGGGCAAAGUCCCCAUGCACAAACUAUUCCUGGAGAUGUUGGAAGCCAAGGCUUGACACCCGGGGCACGGACGUUUGACAGACAGCUGCAUCACCCAAUGCAGGGGUGAGAGACAGCCCAUAAAAAUAAAGGCAGCGUGCCAAUUGACAGUGAAGGGACAAAGCUUUGGACUACUGAGUCAUUUUAACACUUUUAAAUGGUAAUAAACAUAAAAGAAAAGGAACUUGAGAUGGUUUAAAAAGGGGGUGAAUAUCAACCUGAUUGAUGUGGGAUCAUGAUAAUGUAUAUACAUGUUGUGUACAGAAAUCAGGCAACUGAGGUCUUGUUAUAACCAGAGACCCAUUGCUCUAUAUCACCUGAAGCUUCUGUGAAUUUGUUUCUUAUCUUAUUUUCAUCUCAAAAUGGAAGUGUGUUAAUAUAAAUGUCCUAAAGAACUGUGCGGCCACAGAGCCACAUUAUGUGUUUUUGUUUCCUCCUUUGAUAUUUUCUAAUCUCAGUUGUUAAAGCAAUAGUCUCUAACUGGUCUACAUAUAAUAUGUGUACUGUAUAUUGUGUGAAAUUGCACUGGGUGGGGGCGGGAGGUGGGGGGAGAAUUGUUAGACAUAUUCUUAUAUUCGUCAUCAAAGAAAGUGCCACCCAUCACGACGGGUGUGUAAGAUUCUCAACUUCCUCGUAAUAUAUUUACCUCGUAGUAGCUUCAUCGACUCAGUGGUUAUAGUCAACUUGGUGCUUACAGAAGGACAGUGGUUGGCUAGUGAUCAUAGUUCACACAGAGUUUGCACUAAGCAUCUAUGAAAAACGUGGCAAUAAUGGGUAUUGUACUGGCAGCGUCUCGACUGAACCCCCUCCUCACUCCUCACCUCUCUGUGUGUUCAGUGUCAUACAGAAAUAUUGGCAACUAAACAAACUGUGAAACCUACACAUGAUAAGCUAAACUCUGUGCAGAGAAUGUUUAAACUAAACUGUGUGGCUGGUAAAGGUUUAUUUGAUGUAAAUACAGACAAAGGGCACAAUAUCAGCAACAUCUAUGCAAUUGAAUGCAAUCUAAUACACUCUUUAACGCAACCCGAUAGCCCUGCAAUAAAUACAACCUUUGUGAUGAUUGUAAUGUUCAGUUUGUGUCACAUAGGUGCUGAUUCAACUCUGUGGUCAUUUUUGAGUCUAUAGGUUGUGAUGGUGCUGUAUUAGAUUGCAAUAUAUUGUAUAGGUUUUGCUUUUUCUUGUGUCCACCCCCCCCCACCCCCCACCCCUGUUUAGGGCGUAUUCUCAAACAAGUGUCACUAUAUUCACAGCGUUGGUUCACAUCAGCCCUCAGUCGUACAUGAUACCAAAGUCUGUGUGCUCGACUCAACAUAUCUGAACUUCUCUUCUGAAUAUCUUUGGGUUUUGGUCUGUUGUCAGACAAAACAUUUGUCAAUUAUUUGAGGACGUGACCUCAGGCUGUGGGAAAUUAUAACAGACAUUUUUCACUCUUUUUUUAAAGAUUUAAAGACAAAACACGUAGUCAGUUAAUCAAAAAAAUAAUCAGUGGAUUAAUCAAUGAUAAAAAUAGCCGUAAUUCCUCAUGGUUUCUCCUGUUUUAGACAAUUUGCCAAAUUUGAAACAAAUUUUCCAAACUAUGUUGGCAAUGCUUCAACUUGUAUUGACCUGUGAGUACAUACGAUGACCACAGCUGAUGCUUGGGAAGUAAUAUUUGUCCUUGAGAAAUUAUUUUCCCCUCAACCCUUGAGAUCUGUCUAAGUUUCAAGGUGGCUAGUUCAAAUGAAAAUAAUGAUUUUUAUGACUGAGGAUGUUCAGUCUCUUUUUCUCUGAUCGUCUGAAUUUAAGGUGGCAGCCUCUUAACAGAUGACUAGUUUAAAUGUUUAUGUGCAACGAUAUAGUGACACUUCUGUUUCUGAGAAUAACUUGAACUGUCCUCUGAACUAAAACUCAACAUCAGUAAUAGCAGAACGUAUCAGACCUCAGAUUAUGGCUCACUGAUGUUCUGGAUCAGUUUUUUAGCUCGUCUUUAAUGAAGGUGCUGACUCUGUACUCUGUGUACAUUUCUACAAACACUGACACACUGAGGUGCACAAGCUAAGUUAAUAAAUCUGUAUAUUCCAGAAGUGAUAGUAAACUUUUAGAGCGUAAUAUAUAUCAAUAGUAAACCAGUUGCCAAAUUAUUCAAAGAAAGCAAUCAGAGUAAUGUGACACAGUUAUCGACAUAUUUCUUCCUGUCCUGAUAACCUGAGCAGGAUGGACAGAACAAGUUAUCAUAAGAUCAGAAUAAUACAAUAAUAGAUUAAUCAGCUGCUCUUAGGAUUUUAGUGACACAAACAUCAUAAGAACACUUAAAAGCGAUUGUGUCUUUAAAGUGUCAAGUGCCAUUAGCUUCUGCCCAAACAGGAAGAAAACAGGAAGCCAAGCAACCAGUAACUACAGACAAUCCCCACAGGAACCGAUGCUAUUGAUUCACUGUAAUGUAAUGCAUAGAUAAUUAUAACCCAGUACAGUAGAGAAUACAAUUCCCAUGAUGCACUUCCCCAAAUGUAUAACCAGCUAAUUCAUCCCCAAUUGAAAUUAGGGAUGUGUCACCUCCGUACCGUACAGUAGCAAACCAAAGUGUAAGGAAACAUUGAUAAACUGCAUUUUGAGCCAGCCUGUUUCCACAUAGAUAUGGAUGUUAUUUACAGUAUUUUAUUAAUAGUAAUACCUUCAUUCUGCUGAGUAUCCAGCUGUGUUUCACCAAGCUCCAUCUCUUCAUGUUGUGAAAGUAUUAAUGAACAUGUUGUGGCCAAAAACUUGACCAAAACAGACAAAGCGACCCUCUCCCUCAGACUCUGAUCAGAGUUCAGUCACAUACCUCCUCUGUGCACUUUGAAGACUGAUGGCAGAUAAUUGUUUCCCAACUUUCCCAUCGCCCAAAUUAAUAUAAGAAAAUAAAAAGAAAAAAUGCCUAAUUUAUUAUCAGAGUUCUAAAACGGUUCUACUAUAUCCAAUUAAUUCUAAUUGUCUCCUAAGCUGAAAUUCUCAAUAGAAAUGGAGCAAUUAAAUUUCUGCUUUGGCUCUACCUUGGGGACAAGAGACAUUUUAUUUCGGUUGACAGCGGGGAGGGUUUGUCUAAACCUUUACAAAGGCGAUUUCAUGGGUGUCUGUAAUAGUUUUCAUAACGGAGCGAUCACUGGGCUAUGCAAGGCAAAUAUGGCCACCUAUGUUCCUCGUGUUGUGGAGCAUCAGAGUGACAUUUAGUUGUGCUUUGUUUACAGCGUGGACAAACUGUACAGUGCUGUACACGGCAAAUGUAUUGUGCAUAUUUCACCAUACUAUACUGUAGCUGCUGUGCAUUAAUAUAGCAAUGACCAUUUGUUUAAUUUGCCCAUUUAAUUAUUUUUUUUAUGAUGUAUUAGCAACUUCAACACAUAUUUAAAGCCCACCUGAAAAGCUGUAUGAUACAAAUCACUGCAUUGAGUCAACUCAAGUGAGAAUAAGUCCAUUAUAUUCAAUAUUCUAUUAUUUUAUUUUUGUUUUCUGUGUCUUUGUGUCUCCGAAACACACACAGUCUGUGUUAUCAUCGAUUUUGGUUAUCAGCACAGCAGGACAUAUAGCGAGUGAAGUCAUCGAGACCCUAUACCUCAAUUCAUAUUUUGAAAAUUACACUGGGUUUGGAAGCGGGCCAUGGGUUCCUCCUGGGAAUCAGUGGCACAGAAAUAAAGUGACAUCACUGACUGGGUAUUAAAAAAAAUGUAGAUGAACCUACUGCAAUUGGGGAACACAUUCCUCGGAGGAGAAAGCUGCUUAUUCGCUGUUCCAUUUGCGAACUUAUCUUAUCUCCAUGCACUCUGAGAUGACGAGAUUUACAUAAAACAUGGAGGAACCUCCCUGGCCGUUCUGGUCCGCGGUGUAUAAAGGACCAUGCUAGGUGUAUGUACCAUAGACAUGUGAUUACCCAAGAGGUUUACUCCCCUCAAAAGCAAUAUGUUAGCAAUUGUGAUAUAUGAAUCAAGUUAAAAGAAAGCUUUGGUUCAUCUUAAUUAUAAACUUACCCUAUGUUCAGCAAAAGGCAGGGUAACUAUGCACACACGUUCACAGAGCUGGGAAGACAAAAAAGGGAAAAAUGUGAAAAAUGUCAGAGCCGAGAAGCAAAAAGCCAACCACAGCUGGGUUUCACUGGACAGUAUUGUGUGGCAUUUUCUUGUGUUUUGUUUGUUGUGUUCAUGCCUACUGUACCUAUGUGUAAAUAUAUGCUUUUUUUGGAGUGAGUCCGAUCUAACAGUGCACUGAAUGUACAGUGACAAUAAAAUCACAUGGUUUAUGUAAA